CUGGCGACUUGAGAUGAACCAUGUAUGUACGAUAUUUCAAGAUUAAAAAACCUUGACUGUAAUUAGAAAACGAUCCGUCAUAUGAGCAGAGGCUAGACCCAAUAACGCCGCCGUACAUGGAGUAAACAAGGUUUUAGCGUACUGUAGAUCUUCCUUGGAUCUGCACUCCUGCAUAUCUUUUUUCUUGUGUUCAGUAUAUUUGCAGAAUGCAUACCAAAUCCUCUCCUCUCUCAUUCUUUUUCAUUUCUAUCUGUACGACAUGUCAGCCCUGACUCCCCUGUUUCGUUAUGUGCUCAUGCAUGCCACACGCAAAAACGGCUUCAAGUUGGUUCUGGCCUUCAUGACCUACUAUAUCUACAAGUAUCGUGGCCAUGCCCUGGGGACAAAUCGCCGUUCUGAUCUCAAGCAACCCAAAGGCGCUGUCCCUCUUUUGGGACACAUGCCAUUAAUUUCCUCUGUUCCUCCCACACAACUGUAUCAAUUCUUUCUAAAAUUGCACGUUGAACUCGGCCCUGUCUGGUCCCUUUCGCUUCCUGGUGUUCGUAUGGUUCAGAUUGAUACGCCCGAGAAUAUUGAACAUGUUCAUAAAGUCAACUUUUGGAAUUAUGAGAAAGGCCCGAUCUUUAAAGAUGUCAUGGGUAUCCUCUUUGGCGAUGGAAUCUUUAGCGCUGACGGACAUGAAUGGAGAUUUCAGCGCAAGCUUGCAAGUAACAUCUUUAGCGUCAGAGCCUUCCGCGAGUACACAAGUGAUGUCUUCGUCGUCGAGGGUAAAAAAGUACUCGAACAUCUUGGCAGAGCUGCUGAUCAAGGCACACCCAUCGAUUUCCACGACUUGAUGCAUCGCUUUACACUCGAUAGCUUUGGAACAAUCUCAUUUGGAGAAAGCUUUGGAUGCCUCGAUGACUUGGGGGUAGAAGUACCAUUUGCUUUCGCCUUUGACGACCUACUACAAAUUGUGACUAAACGCCUCAUUGAUCCUCUCUGGAAGAUCCGUGAGCGGGUCACAAGCACGGGAAAGAGAGCUAAGGAACAUCAAGAAUACAUGUAUAAACAUGCGCUCAAAUUCAUCCAGAAGCGCAGAGAAGAGGGUCAUCGCAGACAGAAUAGGGAUCUCCUCCAGCUGUGUAUGGAGGCCAAAGAUGAAAAUGGACAGCCUAUUUCGGAUGAUUAUAUUGUUGACAUCUUCCUUAACUUUACACUUGCAGGACGCGAUACUACUGCUCAGGCACUUGCAUGGAUGUUUUACCUUCUUCAUCGCGAUGGUACGGAUAAAACGAUUGCCAAGGGACUUGCAGCUGAGGCGGACGAUGUCCUUGGAGGACAGGACCCUACAUACGAGACAUAUAAGAGGCAGAAGUUCGCAGAAGCAUGCUUCCAUGAAUCACUACGUCUCUUCCCUGCUGCACCCCGCAAUCAAAGAAUGUGUGUUAAGGAUGAUGUCUUGCCAGACGGAACCAAAAUCUACAAGGGCGAGCGUGUUACCUGGAGUUCUUAUGUAAUGGGUCGAAGCGAACGUAUCUGGGGCCCUGAUGCCUUGGAAUACAAGCCUUCCCGCUGGAUCAAUGCCGAGAAGCCCUCACAAGCAAAGUUUAAUGCCUUCCAUGUUGGACCUCGCGUCUGUCUCGGUCAACAGUUCGCAACUGUCCAGGCAUUAACGUUAAUCGGAAUGUUGUUCCAGAACUUUGAAUUCGAAUUAGUGGAUCCUACAAAAGAACCCGCCUAUUCCACAUCUCUCAGCUUCCCCAUGCUCGAGGGCUUGCCCGUCAGGGUCUUCCGGAGAUCCCAGCCACGCACACAGGCAGCAACUGUCUAA
Messenger RNA from Lobosporangium transversale, 1813 nucleotides. Its product is annotated as cytochrome P450. Gene Ontology annotation, molecular function: monooxygenase activity; oxidoreductase activity, acting on paired donors, with incorporation or reduction of molecular oxygen; iron ion binding. Lineage: Eukaryota; Fungi; Mortierellomycota; Mortierellomycetes; Mortierellales; Mortierellaceae. The transcript has 7 exons. The record is from RefSeq and is a predicted model, not a curated record. Bases 260 to 1813 code for a protein of 517 amino acids.